Molecule: messenger RNA, 1222 nt
Organism: Equus quagga
Lineage: Eukaryota; Metazoa; Chordata; Mammalia; Perissodactyla; Equidae
Gene: CENPO
Product: centromere protein O
Exons: 8
Coding region: 158-1060 (300 amino acids)
Cellular component (GO): kinetochore; Mis6-Sim4 complex
Source: RefSeq, a predicted model, not a curated record
UGGGAGCGCAAAGCACGCUGGGACAUAGAGGCUGAUUUUGAAGGAGAGGACGGCGGGAACUCUCGUCCGUGGCCUGAGUGAGCAAGAGGAGAAGAGUUAGGUCCCUAUUACCGGUGCCUGGACGGCUUCAGAGGAAGGCGCCUGGAAAUCGGAGGACAUGGAGCUGGCGGAUACUUUAAGGCCAGACGGCGACCCCAAAGGAGGUGUUUUAGCUCACUUGGAAAGACUAGAGACUCGAAUGCACAGAUCCCGUAAAAAAUUGGAAGAGCCACAGACAGUGCAGGCAGAGGAAACCGCCCUUGUUACCGAGAUUCAGAAACUGAGACGUCUGCGAGAUAAGCUGAGGGCAGAAGUGAAACGACGUCAAGCUGGAGUUAAAGCAUCUACUGCCAAUGUAGAACCUGACCAAACAUGGGAGAUCACUGAGCAAGAAGUUUUGGAAAGAAAAUGGGAAAACUUGAAAGCUAUUUUGCAGGCAUAUUGUUUUACAGGGCUCAGCGGGAAACUGACCAGCCGAGGAGUCUGUGUUUGCAUCAGCACUGCUUUUGAGGGCAACCUGCUGGAUUCCUAUUUCAUGGACCUUACCAUGCAGAAACCACUUAGGAUCCAUCGCCAUUCAGUUCCAGUCUUCAUUCCCCUGGAGGAACUAUCUGCAAAAUACUUAGAGACUAACAUUCAGCACUUCUUGUUCACUGUCUGCGAAUACCUAAAUGCUUACUCUGGGAGGAAGUACCAGGCAGAUCGCCUUCAGAGUGACUUUGCAGCCUUUCUGGCUGGGCCCUUGCAGAGAAACUCACUGUGCAACUUGCUGUCGUUUACUUACAAAGUGGAGCCGAGGGGUCAGUCCUUCCCGCUUUGUGCUAGACUGCUGUAUAAGGACCUCACAAGGACCCUUCCAACUGAUGUCACCAUUACUUAUCAAGGGAUGGAUGCAUUAUCCACCUCAUGGGAAGAACAGCGAGCAUCCCAAGAAAAUCUGUUUCGUACGAAGCCCCUACAUCACGUGUUUACUUCAUUUGCAAGAAAAGGAGAAAUGUUGGAUAUGAGCCUAGUCUCCUAGAAUAUUAUUUUCAUUGGGAACACAUCAGAAGAAAUGGCGUGCCACGUGCUCAGGCAACAUGUUGGUGACCAAGGCCUCGUUCCAGCGUCGCAUCUCAUAGACACGUUCCUUCUGGUCAUGGACCUCAAUCUUCCACAAGAACAGUGUCCGCGCCAGUUUUUC